GACAGAAAGGAAAAGCCUUUCUGAGUUCCAGCUGAGUUACAGGGCGCUGCGAUGACAGAUUACUGCUGUACUGGUACCAAAGGACCAACUGGAAGGAGGGAAAUGGAGUUAAGUUAACCAUUACCAGACCGACUCGCACCAUUCCUGUUUGUAAAGUGGACAUUUGGUAAAUAUUUGGUGUUGUUGCGCCACCGGGGACAAAGUUGGCGCAUGGAGAGGGACGAAGUUUCAUUUUUGCGCAGCGUCUUUUCUUUGUUUUCUUUGUUUUCGUCGCCUGUGUGUGUCAACCAGCGUCGCACGGCUCUCCGGACAACAAAAGUCAAGUAGCCAAGUAGUUCAGUUUGAAUCCUUUUCUGUUGCUGGAAGGUUUUAAGUUGAGGAAGGGGGCGCAGAGAACGUGACAACUUGAGGACGCAUCACGUCGGGUGAGAUGGUGGACAGCAAACCUCUUCUCCAGGACAGACCUCCCGCCUACAACGCCGUCCCAGGGGCUUAUGAGUACGGCCCGCAACCGCAGCACAGCUAUGGGGCCAUCCCCGCGCCGGCCCCGCCGCCAUACCAGUACCCAGACGGCCAAGGGUACCCAUCAGCCCAAAUUCCCCCUGCCAUAGCCCAGCAGCCGUACCCUGGGACGUACACCAUCAUACAACCGUCUGUAGUGGUGGUGGGAGGCUGCCCUGCCUGCAGAGUCGGCGUCCUGGAGGAUGACUUCACCUGCCUGGGGAUCCUGUGUGCCAUCUUCUUCUUCCCCCUGGGCCUCCUCUUCUGCUUCGCACUGCGUCAGAGAAGGUGUCCCAACUGUGGCGCCACCUUCGGCUAGAGGGACCAAAACCACAGCUCAUGCACCUGCUCCCAUGCACACACACACACACACACACGCACACACACACACACACACACACGAAAUCCAUCAUUUUUGUGUCUUUUAUUUUGUUAUCAUUUCUUAAUAUUGCACAUUGCUGUUGCCAUUACGUUAUGUACAACAAAUGAUCAAGAUGAUAUUACCAUGAAUUAUGAUGUUUUAUUAGAGGCACACGUAGAAAUCUAUUUUCAUCUGCUAGUUGAGGAUUUAUUCUAGCACAUGUACGUGUCCAGUUGUUGUCAGUGCCUUCACGACAUGCUGAGUGAUCAUCAGAGAUUCCAUCAGUCAUGAUUUCUCCUGUAGACUUAGCUCAGUUAUCUGCGGAUCUGAGCAGAUUCCUUAAUGUUUUUUUUUUUUUCAAGCCAGAUUUGACUGAGACACUUGUGCUUGAGUUUUUAUUCCCCUUUUGUCUUCGCUGGCACACUGCAUACAUAAUUUUGUGCUUGGUAACAUUGUACUCAACACAGCAUCCAUGUAGAUCACUGAUGUAUUAGCUUCAUAAAUGUAAACCUUUUUUUUGGCUCAGUGUGUCGCUGGGAAUAACACACACAAGAUCUUUAAAAAAAAAAAAAAUGACAUGUAAAGAUCCUCGGAGGUGAGCUGUCCCGGCUGAAACAACAGACUCGUCCCAGACAGAAAGCCUGCGCCAUUUUUGUCUGUUUUUGUGGAUAUUAUUUCUUGGGGCCAUAUUUGCACUGACAGUUUGUUUGAUGAUUAUUCUGCUGGGUUGUGCUUUUUCCAGGGCCAAUGCAGACCUCAGGUACAUACAAUCUGAAAACGCCCUCGACUUUACAACCUCAAUCACUGUUUGACUUCAUGAGGACUCUUUAUGUCAAAGUGCAGACUCCUCCUUUUAACACGUGGAGUUUUCACUUCAUGGAAGCAUGCUGGGAGGAAAAGCUGGAAAAAAAACAAAUCUCUCAAUAAUGUGUAUAAUCUAUGGAUUUUUAUCUUAGUACUCCGUGACAAGUCACCCUGCCCCAUUCCUCCCAAACCAGACAAUCAAUGGAGAAUGUCUACGUCCCUGUAUCUGCAGUAUCUGUGUCUACGUCUUCCAUCACAGCAAGAUGUUAUAUAACUGUCCAUGGCAGAAGAAAAGAGAGAGAACUGGGUGGGAGUGAUUUUAAAACAAAUCUUGCUUUAGAAAACACACUACGCACGCUCUUAUGAUUGAGGUUCUUACUUUUUAUAUAUGAGUUACUGUAAUUAAAAAUGAAUGCUACUUA
This is a messenger RNA of Epinephelus fuscoguttatus (brown-marbled grouper), 2088 nucleotides long. It is a transcript of the gene bri3, whose product is annotated as brain protein I3. NCBI's taxonomy places the organism in Eukaryota, Metazoa, Chordata, Actinopteri, Perciformes, Serranidae. The record is from RefSeq and is a predicted model, not a curated record. Bases 431 to 820 code for a protein of 129 amino acids. The transcript has 3 exons.